GUAAAUCGUGCCGUCCACAGAACGCAUGGGACUGAGCUGAUCAAGCGUGUGUGUGCAUCUGGAAUUUUGUUUCUCGGACACACGUCAGGAUGGAAGCCAAAUCCAAAAAGCCUUUUUCUCCUAAAGCUGGGAAGAAGUUCAAUCAGAAGGGAAAAGAUUCAAUCGGGACCAAACUUGGAGGAAAACCUGGCGGCAAAAAACCCUUCAAGCCGUACAACAACUCAGAGAAGAAGAGCCGACCGGGGAAGGGCGCAAAUGGAGGCAAGAAAGACCAGAAAUUUGGUUUCUCCAAAGGUGGGAAAGGAGCGCUGGGGAAGAGGAAGAUGUCGACAGUUAAGGAUGAAGGAGAAGGUCCGACGGCCAAGAGGGGAAAGAAGGAGGAGCUGACGAAGGAGGAGCUGAACAAGAUCCGGCAGCAGAAGAAGAAAGACCUGAAGAAGAGCCGGCAGCAGGCGGAGAGGAAGGACAUGUUCGAGAUCAUCUGUCAGUCCAAACAAGUGUGGGGAGAGCUGAGGAGGAAAAACUGUGACGAAGACACGAAGAAGAAACUGAUGAAGAACCUUCACGAUCUGAUGCGAGGGAAGAUCAAACAGAUGGCGUUUGCUCACGACUCUGUGCGAGUGCUUCAGUGCUUCAUUCAGUUCGGCAGCCACGAGCAGAGGAAGGAAGUGUUUGAGGACCUGAAAGACGACGUCAUCGGUUUGUGCAAGUCGCCGUACGGCAAACAUGUGGUGAAGAAGAUGAUGAUGUACGGGAACAAGGAGCUGGUGGCGGCCGUCAUCCAGUCGUUCAAAGGCCACGUGAAGACGAUGCUGCGCCACGCCGCCGCCUCCUCCGUCAUCGAGUACGCCUACAACGACAAGGCCGUGCUCGCUCAGAGACUCCUGCUCAGCGACGAGCUCUACGGAAACACCUUCACCAUCUGCAAGUCUGCAGCCUGCAACACCAUCGACAAAGUUCUGGAGGCGAAUCCGGACAAAGCGAACUACAUCAUCGACGAGAUGAAGCAGAUUCUGACACCGAUGGCUCAGAAAGAACAAGUCAUCAAACACUCUCUGGUGCACAAAGUCUUCCUGGAUUUCUUCCUGUUUGCUCAGGACAAACAGAGAACCGAGAUGAUCGAGUCCAUCCGAGAGGCGGUGGUCUACAUGGCUCACACUCACGAUGGAGCGCGAGUGGCGAUGCGCUGUCUGUGGCACGGAACGGCGAAGGACAGAAAAGUCAUCAUCAAGACCAUGAAGACGUACAUGGUGAAGUUCGCCACGGGGGAGUUCGGUCACCUGGUUCUUCUGGCCAUGUUCGACUGCGUGGACGACACCAAGCUGGUCAAGCAGGCCGUCCUCUCAGAGAUCUUGGCGUCUCUGGACGAGGUUAUCGGGAAUAAAUACGGCAAGAAGGUUCUGCUGUACCUGCUGAGUCCCAGAGAUCCGGCUCACCUGCUGCCCGAGAUCAUCAAGGUGCUGGAGCAAGGAGACGGGAACGCUCACAGUAAAAAAGACGUGGCGGUUCGGAGGAAGGAGCUGCUGGAGGUCGUCUCUCCUCCGCUGCUGGAGCAUCUCCGUGACAAUGCCGCCACCAUGGCGAUGGACAAAGCCACCAGCGUCACCAUCAGCGACAUCCUGGCGUCGGCCUGCGGAGACCUGCGACCCGCCAUGACGGCCGUGGCCCAGCUGGCCAAUCAGGAGCUGGUGCCGGGAGGCAUCGGCGGACAGCUUCACAUGGCUGAGCAUCCAGCAGGACACCUGGUGCUGAAGUGGCUCAUCGAGCAGGACGUCACGCUGGCAGAGGCUGGAAAAGAAGAGCGCUUUGGCAGGAUCCUGGUGGACACUGUGGGGACGGAGAAGAUGAAGACGUGGGUCAGAGUGAACAGAGGAGCCAUGGUGCUCUGCAGCCUCCUGAACAGCUGCGACAAGUCUGUAUCUGCAGACGUGAAGGCGGCGCUGAAGUCCAUCACGUCGGAGCUCAGCGCCGUCAGCAACAACAAAGGAGUGGAGAUCCUGCUGGAGAACCUGAACAAGUAGAGACUUCUGAUUCCCAAACAGACUGCCGGCGUUACACGCUUCGUUUUUGGAGGAAACAACCGACCGAACAGCGAAGGACUGAAGCAGGAUGGAUUUCUGGACGUGGAAACGACUCCGAGUCCCGUUUGUGUGAUUUCAGCCUCUGGUGGGGAAAAUGGAUUUGUUUGGAAUAUGUGAAUAAUUAAAAAGUGCUUUGAGGAGCAAGUGACGCUGCGGGAAGACUGGUUAAAACACACAGAUGUUCUGCUUUAGAAGACAAGACACAUAAAAUCUGCUUCUUCAGCCACGAUUAAGCUCCUGAUUCUGAACACAGCAGAUGAAAUGUGGGCGUUAAACCACUGAAAAGUUACAAAUCAUCUGCAAAAAGUGUUCAAAUUCAUUAGCUGUAGCUUAGAACUGACUGAAAAAACAGCUUUUAUUGUAGAGAAACUGAUACGACAAGAUAAAUCCUGGACUCUCUGCAGUUGAGGUAAAAAAAAAACUAUUUGAAAAUGUAUCGUUCAGAAACCGUGAAAACACAUCACCGUCCUGCAGCGGUUUCUGUUUCCACCUCGGUUUAACUCUGGAUUAUUUAUCCAGACACAGAUGGACGAAUAAGAUCCAAACCCAGAAGUUGUCCUUAAGAGUUGUUGCUAAUUUGGGCAAACUGAUCCUUCAAUCAGGACUCGAGAUCUUCUGCUUCAGAUUGUUUUGUUAUAUUUUGUAUGUUGUGAUGAACUGAAAAACAACUAAAGAUUAUUGUGAGGACUAAACUGUGCGUCUUUUUAAAAAAAUUAAACUCAAUAAAAAGCUUCAAUUAUAA
Molecule: messenger RNA, 2823 nt
Organism: Stegastes partitus (bicolor damselfish)
Lineage: Eukaryota; Metazoa; Chordata; Actinopteri; Pomacentridae
Gene: pum3
Product: pumilio RNA-binding family member 3
Exons: 18
Coding region: 90-2021 (643 amino acids)
Biological process (GO): regulation of translation
Cellular component (GO): nucleolus
Molecular function (GO): mRNA binding
Source: RefSeq, a predicted model, not a curated record